ACAGUGAGACGGAGCUGAACCGCAGGCUGCAGACGGUAUAACGGAACGGUGCCGGGGUCGCCGCGUUAUUUAGCCGUUUUUUUCUCACUUUGUUACCGGGUGUUUCGUGCGCGUGGAGACCGGAGCUAUGGCUUCCCGCUCGCUGUGGUCGCUUUGCCUGCUGCUGGCGCUGCUGCUGCCGCUGGAAGUAGUCCUGUCUCAGGACUUCGACCUGGCUGAUGCUCUGGAUGAUAGUAAACCACCGGCAACUCCUUCACCAAAGCCACCAAAACCAGCAGCACCAGGCACAGGAACGGGAGGAGACCUCAAUCUGGAAGAUUUUUUCAAUGCUGACGACACGACCACCACGACCACCAAAGCCCCACCCAAGGACGUGCCUAAAGUCCCUGCAGCUAGCAAGGCCCCAGUCAAGCCCAAACCCAAGCCAGCUGCCGAUGACUUUGACCUGGCUGAUGCCUUGGACCCCAACAAUGACAUUGGUGUGAAGGAUAAGAACAAGGGGCAGGGAGGUGGAAUAUCCGAUGAUGAUCUGUUAGAUGUUGCUAAAGACCGUGACUACAAACCCGACAAAGGCAAAGGUGGAGCUUCAAAUGGUGGAGAUCAAAAUUACCAAGAUGAUAACAGUGGCCCCCCAGCCGAAGUAGGCACCAUCGCAGGGAUUGUUAGUGCAGUUGCUAUGGCGUUGGUGGGCGCGGUCAGCAGCUACAUCUCCUACCAGAAGAAGAAACUGUGCUUCGGCAUACAACAGAGCCUGAAUGCUGACAUGGUGAAGGCUGAAAACCCAGAGGCUGUGGUGGCUACAGAACCACAAGUCCAACAGACUCUUCUGGAGCCACCCAACGCUGAACCUCCCGCUGCAGAGAAUACUGUGUAACACACACACACACACACACACAGCCACACACACCCACACACACAAACACACACACACACACACACACACUACAUGCGCUCUUUCCCAAACACCCAUCACUCAACCCCAAACACACACAUAUACAUACACACACACAUGCUGCAGGAUAGACUGCCUAUCGUGUAGCAUGUCCUUGUUGAUCCUGCAGCUCUUUGCUGCAGAAGUUGGGAUUUGUAGUCCUUCUACGCUGAAUGUGAACACAGAUUUCUUCUUUUUUUUUCACUCUCUGCUGUAAACAUGGCCAGCCGCAUAUCGAACCUUGCCAAAUGUUUGUGUAUAUACUAAUUUAUUAUUCACGGUUUGAACACCACUAACAAUGUUGAUUUACAGUUAUCCAGCCUCCAGCAUGUUCUCUGUGGUUUCUGCGCUGUGAGCCGGGGCUUUAGUUGUAGCAGUUUGCCAAGCUCCAGACUCACAGUCAAGUUGGAUUUUUUUUUUUGGGAAAAAAAGGCAGUUAAUUGUAUUAUAUGUUGAAGACAGAAAACUCCUGCGGGCAUCUCUGGGUGUGUGUCAGGCUUCUUUGAAUGAGUUUGACUUUCAGCAUAUCAACUGAGCCAGGGAGCGCUGUGAGACACACCCACUUUUUUGUCUUCUUUUCUUUUUUUUUUAAAGAUGUGGGGAAGUUGCGAAUUGCAAUCAGCAAUAUCUCUUUUCCUGUCUUUGAAUAGAAUUUAGCAACUUCCUACUUUUGACACGUAACUGAUUAUUUGUGGCAAGUGAUUGAUGUUACUUUGUUGAUAAAGGAAAUGAAAUCCGAAAACAGAGCGACACUUAAAUUCCUGAUUUUCUCUCUGCAUGAGUAGAGAGUGAAUAAAAAAACUUGUUACAGUAUUCCCCAGAUUUCUAUCCAAAGCCUUGUAGCAGCUGAUUAUGUAAUCAUUUGUGAAAUGUUGUGAUGAAAUGUGUAAAUGCUCAGAUAAGGUAAUAAACACAGUAGCCAAUUAAUGUUAAGGGCAAGCUAAGGGUAAAGCACAUAGUACAGAAGCCGAGAACAGUGGUGCUUGCACUUUUUUUUU
Messenger RNA from Plectropomus leopardus (leopard coralgrouper), 1929 nucleotides. RefSeq names its product CD99 molecule-like 2 (gene cd99l2). Gene Ontology annotation, biological process: homotypic cell-cell adhesion; positive regulation of neutrophil extravasation; T cell extravasation. The record is from RefSeq and is a predicted model, not a curated record. Gene Ontology annotation, cellular component: plasma membrane. Lineage: Eukaryota; Metazoa; Chordata; Actinopteri; Perciformes; Serranidae.